AUGGCUGCCAGAAAAGAUAAACAAAAAGCACCAGCUAGCCAACCCCAGCCAUCCCAGUCGCUCAGAAUUCUUCCCGCAUCCAUGAACCCCAUCAAACAAGAGUCGCCUUCCCAAAUUGUUCCCUUCCCGGGAUGUAGUCCAAUCCAAGUCAGUAAUAGAUUUUCCAGUUUAGGGACCACAGUCGGUCAAAUACGCCCAAAGUAUCAGUCUGUACUAGUUUCCAGUUAUGAUCCUUUCCAGAUUAGUACCCAAGUUGCUCAGUCACCCAGUCCCCUUCGCAAAUCACCUCCUUAUGUCCAUAAAGACAAAUCCCAUCUUUUUAUUAUUGAACCUGUUUUUGACAAUAUUGCUGAUCCAGUCGCUUUAGCCAAACACUAUUUUCCCCCAAAUUGCCACUUCAUGCCCCGAAGUCCAUUCUGGAAUUUGGACUCAUACGCAAUCUAA
Molecule: messenger RNA, 444 nt
Organism: Prunus armeniaca (apricot)
Lineage: Eukaryota; Viridiplantae; Streptophyta; Magnoliopsida; Rosales; Rosaceae
Source: the annotation of a GenBank genome assembly